CCAUCGCACUGUAGUAUCCACCCUCAAACUUACGAGCCCACACUCCAUCGCCACCAGCCCACCAUCGUCCCUUGCGAGACUUUUUGCAUUUUCCCCUCUAAAGACCUCACUACCUACGAUAACAAUUACAGGUGCGGCAUUUCAUCGAACACUUUCCGGAGAUCUUAAUCCCGCAGGGCGUGACCUGAGGCCAGAACACCAUAAGAGAUUUUUCUCUUACCUAUUUCUAAAGUCAUGUGGCGGAGGCUUCUCUCUUCAUCCCAGCUCAAAACCCUAACCCUAGUGGCAUCGACCGCCGCUGGUCCCUCCCGAUCCGCUGCCGGAGUCGCACGAUUGGUUGACCGGGUGCCUGUUACCGCCUCCUCCGCUUCCCUCUUCGCCCGAAACUUCAGCGUUUCGGAUUCAGCGGAGACCGCUGUUAAGAAGAAGGUUGAGGAUGUAAUGCCGAUUGCAACCGGGCACGAGCGAGAGGAGCUUGAAGCUGAACUUGAGGGAAAAGAUCUUCUCGAAAUAAAUUAUCCUGUUGGUCCUUUUGGUACCAAGGAAGCUCCUGCCAUUGUUAAGUCUUACUAUGACAAGAGAAUAGUGGGAUGCCCGGGAGGUGAAGGGGAGGAUGAGCAUGAUGUAGUAUGGUUUUGGCUGGAGAAGGGUAAGCCACAUGAAUGUCCAGUUUGCACACAGUAUUUCGAGCUCGAAGUGGUGGGACCUGGAGGAUCUCCAGAUGGACAUGACGAUGAUGAACAUCACUGAUGACAGCCUGCAGUUAUCCUCUGCUGGAAUAAAAAGUCUCUAGGGAAAUCAAGAGAAUUUUCAGUACACACUGCAGAUUUCAAAUUCAAAAAGAUUGCAUUUUGUUUGAUUUUGGUCGGUCUUAGUCUUCUUUUUGCUGUUGCUUUUGCAACAAUUUGAGACACAAUUUUUCUCUGAUAAAUUUAGACAAAGGCUUGUCAUCUGUUGGAACAAUAGAUCUGUUCUAUGCAUUUGUCGAAUAAUCGAUGGCUACUUGAUUCUUUACC
This is a messenger RNA of Humulus lupulus (European hop), 1016 nucleotides long. Its product is annotated as cytochrome c oxidase subunit 5b-1, mitochondrial. Bases 235 to 750 code for a protein of 171 amino acids. The record is from RefSeq and is a predicted model, not a curated record. NCBI's taxonomy places the organism in Eukaryota, Viridiplantae, Streptophyta, Magnoliopsida, Rosales, Cannabaceae. The transcript is spliced from 6 exons. Gene Ontology annotation, biological process: mitochondrial electron transport, cytochrome c to oxygen. Gene Ontology annotation, cellular component: mitochondrial envelope.